This is a messenger RNA of Ectocarpus siliculosus, 2909 nucleotides long. Lineage: Eukaryota; Phaeophyceae; Ectocarpales; Ectocarpaceae. The record is from the annotation of a GenBank genome assembly.
UUGGACGCGAGUUUGCGACAGGAUGAUGCUGCGGACGCGAUGGGCGACAUUUGCCGUGCUCGCCCUGUUCAUCAUCCGUUCCGGGGAAGCACAAGGGGAUCCUCCCGGAGCCACCCCUUCAGGGCCUCCCACACCCACGCCCGUUGGCGACUCAGUAGGACCACUGCCUACACUAUUGCCAACGGUGACUACGUCAGCACCAAUGGGUACGCCAGCACCAAUGCGUACGCCAGGACCAAUGCGUACGCCAGGACCAAUGCGUACGCCAGGACCAAUGCCUACGCCAGGACCAAUGCCUACGCCAGGACCAAUGCCUACGCCAGGACCAAUGCCUACGCCAGGACCAAUGCCUACGCCAGGACCAGUGCCUACGCCAGGACCAAUGCCUACGCCAGGACCAAUGCCUACGCCAGGACCAAUGCCUACGCCAGGACCAAUGCCUACGCCAGGACCAAAGGUGCCGCCUACGCCUGCCCCAACGCCUACGCAAGAACCCGCGGUGCUGAGUACGGAUGACACUUCGGACAAUGGCGGCAGCAGCACCACCAACGAUGACCAGGCCAGUACCGACCGGGACAUCACGAACGAAGGCGACGACGACGGAGCGGUGGUUGCCGCAAGUGACGCCUCCGACUCAGAAUCUUCCACGACUGGAGUCGUCGCGCUCUCGGUCAUCCUGGCUGCUUUGGUGCUGGGAAAUGCAGUUUGGCUCGCGUGUUGCCUCCGCAGGCGCAAACCUCCUCCGACUCCGCCCGCGGGCGGCCAUGGCGCCACUGAAGACGUCGAGGUGGGCCGCCUUCGGAGGGACCUCGACACUGAGCACACCAGGCGCGUCAACGCUGAGACCCUGAUUCAUCGGUCGAGCGGUGGCGGGCUACGCCCUGGCGUCUUCCCCAGCGUCGGCGAUGUGUACCAGCACGUGGGGCACCUGGCGGAUGACGCGCUCGCGUGGACCGAGAAAGCCUUCGCCGUCGGAGGGUCCCGCCAGACCUGGUACGGGACGACACGGAGUGUCCUGUACAACACUUUCCUGGUCUGCAGGGAGGAGGUGCAGCGGUGCUUGGACGAGAGGCUCCAGAUCCUGUCGGCAUUCCUGGGCAACGCCGAGCCCAUCCUGCUGUCGGCCGGCGACGAGAAGAGCCUGGACCCGCAGUACGUGCUGUACGAGUGCCUCUGCAGGAAGUACCGGACGAUCGUAUCGACGGAGCCAGACCGCAUGGAUGAGCUAGCUCGGCUUAUCCUUCAGCGCUGCGGGGAGCCUGCGGACAGGGGCCUCGCCAACGAGAUCACCUCUGGCGCCACGUGGCCUUCCUUCGAGGCCCUCAUGAAGAACUACUUGCUGGUUUUCGUCGAGAUGGCCCUCCAGAAGCCCGGCAUCGACUUCGAGGACAGCUUGGGGGAUAACGUUGCGUUCGACCCGGCGGAACACUGCGACUUGGCCCCAUACUCCAGAGCACCUACGGCGCAACACUGCAGCAUCGUCUUCCCGUCAAUACGUCCUCAAGAGGCCCACCCGCACUCCAACGCCAAGAUCGGCGUUGUGCGUGUCCCCGCCUAAACCUCCUGAAAAUAUUGCGAUGGGGGGGUACCCAACCACGGAGCAGAGUCGUGUCGGAGGCCAGCUGAUCUUGGUUGUCCUGCCGACCUGCGGUAGGAAGGCACGAGUAGUGUGCGCGGGUGGUUUUGUGCCUUUUGCGCAUGCUGCUGUAUUCCCUGUUUGUUUCUUACGGAGGUGAACGUAACACCACAGCUUGAUCCGCCGCAGUGCAACCGACGAGGCCCACAUCAGAACAACUGGAAGGAAAGCAUUGAUGUAACUUGUUUUUCAAUAACUGUUUGAGGAUCUGCCUCAGGAGUUUGUUGCGAAAUGCGGACACGCUGCUGUUUUUGGUAACCCCCAGAGGGAUAUAAGAUUCUGAGCGCCACGUGAAGGCGAAGAUCGGUGGGUGCCCUAGUACAUAGCUCGACUUUGAUAUUUAAUGUAGCGUUUUUCUACGUGUUUCAUGUGGUGACGAAUUCAGUCAUCUUUAGGUUAAGAACAAGUGCUUGGGUUUGCGCGGGCGCAGGGAAUGCUCUUCAAAUCUUUUUGCAGCCUCUCGGUGUUCUAACGUUGGUACACGAAGGAGCGACGUCGAUGCCAUGGAGGCGUUUUUCGAAGGCAAAUACGUUGUUGCUACAAGCAACCAUUCAAAAGCGUGUAACCUAGGUUAAUGCUCGAUGUUUCCAUUGUUGUUUGGAGUCUGACCUCACGAGUUGUCGUUUCGCUGGCUUGUUAUGUACUGGAAAGCGAUAUCUGCGCUUGCUCGCCGGGGCUCCACGAUUCAAGUCCGUUCGUGUCGCUGUAUUUAGCACUAUACGCCGCCGAGCCGAGGUCGUGUGCGUUACCUUCUUCCGGAAAGUCAUCAACGAGGACAUAUUUGCCCUCUGCCGGGUGUAUGUAGUCUACAGUGGUAGACACUUAGACACAGAGAGUGGGGUGACCGUAGUACGAGCUCCCACUACCACGCAAGAGUUGAUUGAUGAAUUGGGUCGGAUCAAGGGAAAGUGGAAAUUGACAAUGUGUCUACCUGCCUACAUACAUGUAGAAUGUAUUCAUGUUUUCACUUGACCGAAAUUCUUAGUACCAACGGGGUCGAGUCAGGUAUCUACUUGUACUUGGAACCCACAGGCCGUGUAGGUAGUACUGUAGCUUACGCGGUCCUGAUAUAGGUGGGUGGGCCAUGAUUCUAGAAUUCUGAACGCUCUGCGUGCAAGAGUCGAUGGUGUAGCGAGGGAUGCUCGAAAUGCCGCGAGGCUACGAAGUCGGAGAAUUGACACAGGAGAGAAAUAUUCGUUUGGUAGAAUGCAGAUAUUAUCCUGAUCAACUACGCCAGACUGCUCAGACAAUACAAGGCGACUCUCUAUUCGUU